AUGCCUUUCAACUUACCUUUGACAAUUGGAUUUAAUAUUAUUAAACUUACCCGUGAAGAUGGAAGAAAAGGAUUUAGAGGCAGGUGGAAAACGUUCUUUAAAACGAUCAGGGGAAAAAGUCCUCAGUACACAGAUGAAGAAUCACAUCAUCAAGAUGAUGAUCAAAAUAGAGAAUCAAAUCAAAUAUAUGAUCGUUACCAUCGAUACGAAGAAAUAUCAAGAUUAUUGGCACUAAUAGUUGCUUUCAUGACAAUGCUAUGGGAAAAUAUUCAUGCCUCUACAAAAUUACCUACAUGUGGAUUUAUUAUAACUGAUUGGAAAAAUGUUGAUUAUACUAACUGUGUUGAAUUUGAACCUGCUGUUGGGUGGUUUCUUAUUAUAGUAUAUACAUCAAUUUGUGUAGCAACAUUCGUAGGAAUAUUUGUAAUGCGUGGUUAUCUCAUCUGAGCAUUGGG
This is a messenger RNA of Rhizophagus irregularis DAOM 181602=DAOM 197198, 455 nucleotides long. RefSeq lists its product as uncharacterized. The record is from RefSeq and is a predicted model, not a curated record. Lineage: Eukaryota; Fungi; Glomeromycota; Glomeromycetes; Glomerales; Glomeraceae.